Microthlaspi erraticum is the source of this 312-nucleotide messenger RNA. NCBI's taxonomy places the organism in Eukaryota, Viridiplantae, Streptophyta, Magnoliopsida, Brassicales, Brassicaceae. The record is from the annotation of a GenBank genome assembly.
AUGGUUUCCGGUAACCCUCGCGCUCCACCACCGCCUUCAUGUGCUUUCGAAGAGUUUCUCUUGGGUCUGACUGCGGAGAGCAUCACCGUGCGCCUCCUGCUGGUUCUCAUGAAGAGACUGGAAAGUAAGGAGGCUAAUGGUGGCAGUUCUAAUAAAGAGGUUGACGAGACUCGACGUAUCAAAGGCACGAGUUCAAAGGUUGGCACGCUUAUUGGUAAAGGCGGAGAGAUGGUGCGGCAUCUUCAGUUCAAAUCUGGUGCCAAAAUCCAAAUUCGGACGGAUUCUGAGGCUGAUCCAAAUUCAUCUUUAUGA